Eucalyptus grandis is the source of this 2368-nucleotide messenger RNA. Its product is annotated as UPF0481 protein At3g47200-like. The record is from RefSeq and is a predicted model, not a curated record. The transcript has 2 exons. NCBI's taxonomy places the organism in Eukaryota, Viridiplantae, Streptophyta, Magnoliopsida, Myrtales, Myrtaceae. Bases 483 to 1733 code for a protein of 416 amino acids.
AAGAAAAAGAAAAAGAAAAAGAAAAAGAAAAAGAAGGUCAUCGUGAGAUAAAGGCCAGAAAGGGAGAAAGAGCACUUCGCCCAAUGAAUAGAGAGGAGGAGGAGCAGAAGAAGGGGCAAGAGGAGGAAGAGGAGCAGAAGAAGAAAGGAGGAGGGACUCCAAAUCCUCGCCUUAGACGCCUCGUAAAGCCAAAUUUACUUUAAUUCGCAAUGUUUGGGUUCCCAAGUUAGCAGCUAUUGAUAGUAAGAUAGUGCUAUUGAUCAAGACUUUUGGGAGUUGGAUUUUGGGUAUGGUUUAAGGCUGUGUCCUUCAGUAGGAAAGAUGGCCAUGACAUUCUCCUAUUCUUGUAGGAUUUUGAGGUGUGACAGCAUGUCCCUCACAUUUUUCAUGGAUACACUACAGUUCUAAUAUCCUCUCCAUUCUCUAUCUAGAUAUUGAAAUUCCAGCAAGAAUUCACGUUGAUUUUACAAUUUAACUUGCCCAUGGCCAACGAUGGAGGAGGUCAUCAAGUAGCCACCCAACGUGAGAUCGAGCUCAUGAGGCAGCAGUUAUUACCUUCCAUGUCAAAAGAUAUUGAGGCAGUAUUGAAAUUGUUGAAUGAAUCAGCAGGUGAAGAUAGUCGUAGCAUCUUCAGAGUCCCUCAAGCACUCGCCGGAGGAAUUGCCGAGGCGUCCCUGCCUCGCAUCGUCUCUAUUGGCCCGUACCACCAUGGAGAAUCGCUGCAAAUGUUUCAGGUGGACAAGUGGAGAUACCUCCACACUAUGCUGGAAAGAACUCAACCGCACGGUAUCCACCUCGAAAACCUCAUUGAUGUCGUGGCACCGAAAGAGAAAAUUAUCCGGCAGUGCUACUCGGAGAGCAUCGAGAAUUUCAAUGGACCUGAUCUUGUGAAAAUGAUGGUUCUCGAUGGAUGCUUCAUCAUUGAAUUCCUCCGUCAAAUUGCAGGAUAUGUACCGCCCGACAGAAUCCUAUUAAUCAAUUCCAAUUCAUUCGUGUUACUUUCUCUUGGACGAAAUCUUCUACGACUUGAGAACCAAAUCCCGUACUUUGUUCUUGAGGAUUUGUUUGAAAUGACGAGUGUUUCAGGAAGAACCUCGUCUUUGGACAAUCUUGCCUUUCGUUUCUUCAGCUGCUUCCUAGAAGGACCUGCUAUUGUCGGGGAAAGACCAAAAGGAGUGCAUUUACUCGAUUUAUUUCGUUUGAGUUUAAUACCCACAAAUCAACAAGAUAAUCCAGUAGACGAGAGUUCAUCUUAUCAUAUGAUCAAAUCUGCUUCCGAGUUCUGUCGAUUGGGAAUUGGAUUCAAGCGAAGUGAAGCCAGCACCUUUCUGGAGAUCAUAUUUGACAGUAGACGCAGAACCAUUGGAAUUCCAAAAAUAAAAAUAGAUCAUGAUCUCAAUUGCAUCCUUCCCAAUAUGGUUGCUUAUGAAAACUCUUACAGCUUCAUCAUUGAGUUCAUCCGUCAAAUUUCACGACCCGAACAGUUCGACGAUAUCCUAUCAAACAAUUCAUACAUGUACAUUUCUGUUGUGCAGGACCUUUCACGGCUUGAGAACCAGGUCCCUUACUUUGUUCUUGAGGAUUUGUUUGAAACAACGAAUGUUUCAAAAGAAAAGACCAGCUUGACCAUUCUUGCCGUCUCCUUCUUCGACGGCAUCAUGGAAAGAUCUGACCGUUUCUCGGAAAGAGAUAGAAAUUUUAAAGUAGUGCAUUUACUUGAUUUACUUCGCUGAGCUUAAUUACUGGGGGUCAGCAAAUCAUCGGUCCAGAAGGGAGGCGCUCGUCCUAUGAAUUGAUCGGUUCUGCUUCCGAGCUCAAUCAAGCUGGAAUUGCAUUCGCGCGGAGAGAAGCCAGCACCUUUCUCGAGAUUAAAGUUGACUCCAAAACGGGAAUCAUGCAAAUUCCAAAACUAAGAAUCGAUGACACUCUCCAAUGUAUCCUCCACAAUAUGGUUGCUUUUGAACGGUGUUUUGUCUAUUGCGACAAGCACUUGACUCCCUAUGCCAUAUUCAUGGGAUCACUCAUUGACACAGCUAACGAUGCACAACUUUCGUGUGACCAUGGCAUCAUGUGGAAUGACGGCGUGAGCAAGAAGGGUAUUGCAAGCUUCUUCCGUGAUGUUAGCAAAGACGCUGUUUGGGACGUCUCAAAGAGCUAUCUAGAGUCGGAGAUUGCAAGAGUCAACAGCUAUGUUAGGCAUCAACAGAUUCGUGUUUUCUUCACACAACUGAUAUAUACUCCCUGUCGCUACACAUGGUCGACUAUAGCUGCUGUGCUGAUGCUUACAGGUGCGAUUCAAACAGUUUACACUGUGUUGCAGUAUUACCAUCCUAGGUAGCACUAAGCGUCCAGAAGCUCCAUCUUUCGU